This is a messenger RNA of Micropterus dolomieu (smallmouth bass), 1625 nucleotides long. RefSeq names its product complement decay-accelerating factor. NCBI's taxonomy places the organism in Eukaryota, Metazoa, Chordata, Actinopteri, Centrarchiformes, Centrarchidae. The transcript is spliced from 12 exons. The record is from RefSeq and is a predicted model, not a curated record. Bases 132 to 1118 code for a protein of 328 amino acids.
GUUGGGCGUUUAGCGAGAGGACAACUGUUCACCGGCAGAGGAGCGACUCGCGUCUCUACGUCGCCUCUCUGAAGAAGUUGGACUGAAGGAGAUACUGGAUCAGGAUCUUUUCUCUCCUUGUGCAGCACGACAUGGAAGUUUUACUUAACGCCUGUGGACAGCAAAGAGUCAAGCGACUGCUGUUACUAUACCUCUUUGUAUUGAAGGCAACAGCUGACUGUCCUAGACCUCAGGGAAUGGGAAAUAUGGUCUUAUCCGACAAAACGCUUCUAAUGAAUGAAUUUCCAGAGGGUAUUACUGUCACUUUAGAGUGUGUUAAUGGAUAUCUUGCAGACACUGGCUCUGGGAUUAUAACUUGCAUUGAUGGGAAGUGGACUGAACUAGAUCUCACCUGCAAAAAGAAGGACUGUGGUCUCCCUACACCUCAGCCGAAUAUGAGCUUCAAUACCAGCGAUGGUACCCUGUUUGGUGUUGUAAUAACAGUAGUUUGUGACAAAGGUUACCAGAUUAGUGGAUCAAGCUUCAAACAGUGCUACGCCAGAGGGUGGCUUGGAAGAGCUAAGUGUGAAAUUGUAACUUGUGAUGAACCGAGUGAAGUGACCAAUGGCAGAAGCUCAUGGGAUUCUCAAGAUGUUCCAAAAUAUGGAGAAAUCAUACGGUACACCUGUAAUGAAGGAUACACCCUGAUUGGGAAAGAUAGCAUUAUGUGCAGCGAAACUGGUGAAUAUGAUUCUUCGCCUCCUGAAUGCAAAGGCCUUUUGACACCUCUCCCUCUCACUACGAUGCCCAUGACAACAGACAGAAUAACAACAAAAAUUGUAACACCCUCUACAACUCCAGCACAAGAAGCAUCCACACUCACAGCUCACGGAGAGAAAAGUACCACAACCGGAACAGCACCAACUGUCCUACCUUCAGUACAAGACAAGGAUAACCUGGCUAUAGAUACUACUAAGUAUAUUGGAGAUACACCAGUCGGUUUGACUGUAACGGUGUUGACUGUUCUGCUGGCUGUAAUUAUAGGUAUCUUUUUAUACAAGUUUCUUCUGAAGAGAAAAGGCUCAUAUGACACCAGAGAAGACCUGAAGCCGGAGUUAUUACAGUUCCAAAAUCUUUAGAUUGCCUACCUGACGAGCUCUGCAAAUGCAACCGUGCCUAUCUGUUAAAGACCACCUGUGACCCAUGGAGGACGUGCCAACUAAAUUAAGCAGUGUCUCUCUGAGUCGAUGGGGGCGGGGGGGGGUGGGGAAGAGCACUCACUUUAAUGUUAUAUUGCACUUCAAAUGGCAGAAAGGAUCUGCUGAGUAGAAGUAUAAUUUGAAUCAAGAUCCAAUGAUGAAAAGCACUUUUCUUUUUACUGCCACAUUUUUUUAAGAAUUGUAAAUAUUAAUAACACCAUAUUAUUAUUGUUGUUGUUGUUAUUAUGUAUGGAAUAAACUGGAAUAAACACUCCAUGUGUUAUUAAGUAUUGCAGUAUUUACAGAUUUUUGAGAAGCCUUAAGCCCAUACAUUUGUGUUAUUAAUGUGCUGUUUUGCUGGGAUAGACUCGUGAAAAAGGUGGUUCAAGGAGCAUACAAUGUGUUGAAUUGUUGAAAUGGCGACUGAUAAAGAUACAAUCAGCUGCA